AUGUUCCAGGAUAUGUUCUGGUCGAGCGAUCUAGCAGCUUCUGUGAGUAAACUAGAUGAGUUAUUGAAGAAUAAUACCGCAACAUUAGCAAAUGUGUUGGAAGAUGAUUAUGCGAUACAAGAAAUUCGCAAUGGCAACCAUCAGCUUAUUAAUUUUUUAACAAGACAAGAAGUAAUAGCACAAAUGAUCAAAGGUGCAUUAGAGCCAGAAAUCGAUGAAAGCUUACCACUGAAAGAACAGUACAAAAAAGCUCACUUGUGCGCCGAGAUCUUAUCGAUAAAUAAUGAAGAGCUUAGUAGGGCAGUUAUUAUUAACGAAGAGGCAUGCAAUUUACUUUUUGAUUUCCUGGAUAGCAGGAAGUUAAACCAUGUCAUUGUCAAUUUUUAUAUGAAAAUAUUCUCACAAAUUAUUAGUAGAUUCCCUGAUCAGGUAUUUCCCCGCAUGAAGGAAAGUCAAUUUUUGAUUCAUUGUAUGAGAAAUAUGAAUCAUUCGGCUGUUAUGGAAUUGUUGUACCGUAUCGUUAGUGGCCUAUCAAAUGUCGAGGAACAGGAUCAUAUUAAGCAGUGGUGUGCGGAAAAUCGAAUGGUAGAAAAUCUCUGCGAUCUUCUUGUUCCUGAACAACUACCUGUUGUUCAUGAUAACGUUGGUCAUUUAUGGAGCGAACUGGUGCGUAUGUUACGUGAUAUGCAAUAUACCGCAGAAUGCAAGCGGAAUGAUUCUUUGUUGGAGAGUUUGCAGUCGGAACGGAAUGUGCGGCAUUUAAUGAGUCGUAUGUUACCUGACAAUGUGGAGCAGCGCCGUGAUUCUGUUAUUGUCAAUGCUGCUGCUAUUUUUAUUACCCUUUUGGAAACUAAUUUUAUCCCUAAUUGUCCCAGUCAUCAGUUGGGGAUGGAAGAUCGUGGUAUUCAAGCUCAAUGGUAUGGUGGUGUUCCAGUUGCGGAAAACGAAUUAAACGGUACCACGGUUUGGCAGCCUGAUGCAGGUCACGUAGUUGAGACAAUCGUUGCUGCCUCAGCUGAUCGGAUUGUCAGUGCAGUAAUUGAUUCUCUUAAGAUAGGAGAUGGCAAUAUAAAGAUAUGCAGCGAUGCAUGGUGUCCACUAAUGCGAUUGUUGGUGUUAGUGCUGGAUACAAAUCAUAUGGCAACACAUCAAGCUAUUUUGGCAGCAUUUUCAUCUUUCUCAAGGAGCCCAUUCAAACUGUUCCUCACUUAUAUCAACACUCAUCCUCAGCUUACACUUUUUCAGAACCUUUUACAUCGAGCUGUUGCUUAUAUUCUUUAUACACUAUCGCCUUCUCCCUCACCACUUAUACAGUAUUUAAUUAAAGAUGUGGAUAUAUUAGGGCAUAUACUGGCUGGUUAUGAGACAUCACGAGACGAUUUUCUUCAAGGAUCUUCAAAAAGAAUGCUGCAUGGUUUUUAUAUGAAUCUUGCAUUGUUAAUCAAAUGUGCUUCUGAAUCCUCAUGCAACGCUGGGUGCAUAACGCAGUUAAUUCAAGAAUCUGAUCAAGCUGAUUACUGGGAAGCUUUCUCAGAGCAAAUAAAAGAAUAUGAAGAAAAAAAUCGUGGUGACGACACAGGUAUUACUCCUCCACCGGCGAGUAAUAUCGUUGAUACGGCGAAGAUUGAUGCAUGCGAUGUCCCUGAACCUAUGGUCAGUGGUGCUGCAGAGUUAAUGGAUGAGUAUGAACAGUAUUUAAUACCUCGAUCGUUAGCAGAGGAUGUUGCAAUAUCAUUCCCAUGCUCUUCUCAUAACACUGAUUACGAGAUCACUGAUUUCACUUCGGAUUACGGCAUUGCAAAAGAUUUUGCUAGCAUUGGGAACGAAGAUGUGUUUGAUACAAUGUGUGCAUUAAAGAUCGAUACAGAUAUGGAGUCAGAAGACGGAUGGCUAAGGACAAGCAAUUCCAAAGAAGUAGAUAACAAGACAGCUAGCGAUAACAGAGAGGAAUCAGGAUCGAAACUUUCCGUAUUUCGGGAUAGUAUUGCUCCUAUGCUUAAUUCCAAUAAAGUUGCUGCCAACGAUAUUUCUGAGGAAAAUGAAAGAGAUACAUCAAAAGCGAAUGUAACGAAGGAAGAGAAGAAAAUAUCAAAAUGUGUCAUAGAAGAUAAAUGGCCACAAGCUUCGUCAAUGUCCUCCAUGGAUUUCGGCAACUGGGCUGAUUUCACAUCCAUGAAGCCUGACGAUUGGCCUCCACCACAUUCUCAAUCCGAGGAUGACGCAUGGAAUGAGACUGGUGAAGACAUAUUUCUCAGUCCUGCAGUAGCGGCACUUAGUGGUGGCAUCGCAUCUGUAAUUAUGGCAGGAAAUAUGAAAGGAUCCGAUUCAAACAGUUCAGAAUAA
This is a messenger RNA of Brugia malayi, 2343 nucleotides long. RefSeq lists its product as uncharacterized. The transcript is spliced from 16 exons. The record is from RefSeq and is a predicted model, not a curated record. Bases 1 to 2343 code for a protein of 780 amino acids. Gene Ontology annotation, molecular function: protein phosphatase regulator activity; protein phosphatase binding. Gene Ontology annotation, cellular component: nucleus; cytosol. Lineage: Eukaryota; Metazoa; Nematoda; Chromadorea; Rhabditida; Onchocercidae.